CCUCAUAUACCGCUUAUAAUAAAAUACCGCCUCGUGUGUUGAAUUGUCGAAGGGGAGAAAAAAAUCUGGCUUUAUCAAAUAUCCGCGUGGCGAGCUCUGUGUGGGUUGUAUGUCCCGGAUGGAAUGUGUCUCUCUUUCAACGUAGAGACUCUUCCUCUUCUAGGUCUACAAGGAAAAAAAAACCUCAGCUGCCCUAGCUAAAUGUUAGCUGUCCAGGCAGUAGCUAAAUUUUAAGCUGUUGGAGCUUAUUUUUUGCUUUGGUGGUCAAAUAUUAGCUGCAGGAACUAAUGCUUCCGUAUAACAGCUUAUCCUGCGUGAUCUGGUUUGGAUGACGCAAUUAGCUCUCUCAACUAAUGCGUGGCUACCGCAGCAAAUGUUUAGCUGCCAGAGCUGAAAAGGUUAAUUAGUGCCUGGGCAGCCAACAUAUAAGCUAUCACAGCUAAUCAUUAGCUUGUGGAACUUACGUUUUUUUUUUUGUGUAGGCCGGUAGUCAGAGAAAGGAGACGUGGUCAUGCUAUUCAAAAACACGCAUGUUAUGGACGACCCAUUUAUCAAGUUAAUAUGCCUGGGUGGUGCCGCUAUGCUCGGAGGAAAAUUCUGGAGCUCUUGAAGCAGUGAGGUCCGCGUGGACUUCGUCUUAUGACCAGGCUGCGGGCGUGACCCGACCCCUCACCGCCCCGACAUGGACAGCAACCAGUUCCGCGUCCGCGGCCAGGAGAUGGUCGAGUACAUCUGCCGCUACCUGGAGGAGCUGCCGGAGCGGCGCGUCGUGCCCAGCGUGGAGCCCGGCUACCUCAAGCACCUCAUCCCCAAGGAGGCGCCCGAGAACGGCGAGGCCUGGGAGGACAUCAUGGCCGACGUGGAGAGCAAGAUCAUGCCCGGGGUAACUCAUUGGCAGCACCCUCGGUUCCACGCCUACUUCCCUUCAGGCAACUCGUACCCCUCAAUCCUCGGUGACAUGCUCUCAGACGCCAUAGGUUGCAUUGGCUUCUCUUGGGCUGCAAGUCCCGCCUGUACUGAGCUAGAAACAAUUGUCCUCGACUGGCUAGGGAAAGCCAUCGGCCUGCCGGUGGACUUCUUGGCGUUCGCGGAGGGCAGCAAGGGUGGUGGUGUAAUACAGACCUCGGCCAGCGAGUGCGUGCUGGUGUGCAUGCUGGCGGCGCGGGCGCAGGCCAUCAAGCGCCUCAAGCUGAAGGAGCCGGGCGCCGAGGAGGGCGUGCUGCUGGGCCGCCUCAUGGCCUACUGCUCCAAGGAGUCGCACUCGUGCGUCGAGAAGGCCGCCAUGAUCAGUUUCGUGAAGCUGCGCAUCCUGGAGCCCGACCAGCGCUGCAGCCUGCGCGGCCCGACGCUGCGCCAGGCCAUGGAGGAGGACGAGGCGGCCGGACUCGUGCCCUUCUUCGUGUCCACGACGCUCGGCACCACGUCGUGCUGCUCGUUCGACAACCUCAUGGAGAUCGGGCCCGUGUGCCGCCGCUUCCCCUCCGUGUGGUUGCACGUGGACGGCGCGUACGCGGGCAACUCCUUCAUCUGCCCCGAGCUCAAGUCCCUGCUGGAUGGUGUCCAGUACGCCGACUCGUUCAACACCAACCCCAACAAGUGGCUGCUCGUCUCCUUUGACUGCUCGUGUCUCUGGGUGCGCGACCGGCUGCGCCUCACCUCGGCCCUGGUCGUCGACCCGCUGUACCUGCAGCACGGCUACUCCGAGUCCACCAUCGACUACCGCCACUGGGGGGUGCCGCUGAGCCGGCGCUUCCGCGCCCUCAAGCUGUGGUUCGUCAUGCGGACGUAUGGCAUCGAGGGGCUGCGCCAGUACAUCCGGCACCACAUCAAACUGGCCAAGAGCUUCGAGGCCCGGGUGCUGAAGGACCCCCGCUUCGAGGUCUGCAACGAGGUCAAGCUCGGCCUGGUGUGCUUCCGCCUGCGGGGCACGGACCAGCUCAACAUGAAGCUCCUCAGCAGCAUCAACGCUUCAGGGCGGCUUCACAUGGUGCCCGCCACCGUCGUGGACAAGUACAUUAUCCGGUUCUGCGUCACGGCUCAGAAUGCCACGGAGGAAGACGUGGAGCACGCCUGGCAGGUCAUCACGGAGGUGGCCUCGAGUCUCCUCGGCGAAAUGAACGGCGAGCCUCCGGAGAUCAUGGACGACCGCAAACGGCGCGAGACGCUGGCCUACAAGCGGUCCUUCUUCGUGCGGAUGGUGUCCGACCCCAAAAUCUACAACCCCAAGAUCGCCAAAGCGGUGCCCGGUCAACGGCGGCUAGUCUCUUCCGAGGCUGACAUCGAGGACAUCGAGGAGGUCGAGAACGACGAGCCGGAGGUGGAGAGCGCCAGCAACAUCACCAUACAGAAGCCGAUCGCGACGUGGAUCAGCUGGCCGCUCGAGUUCCUGUUCCAGGGCGUGUUCGACGAGGCUCACCACGCGGAGGUGCCGGUGAGCCUCUGCGACAGGUUCCGCCACCUGGACACCAUGGUGCGGCUCAAGGCGCGGCGCGGCAGCUCCUCGCCCUCGCCAGAGUACGAGCCUCGCGACGACAGCGGGGGCAGCGGCGGCAGCGGCAGCGUGUCGCCUACCUCCUCCACGGGGCCCGCGCCUCCCCAGCCCGCCAUGCUGGUCGCCGUGGCAUCCCCGAGGCGGUCGCCCGCCUUCCCGCGCAAGCUGCACUUCGGACGGUCCAGCCAGCAGGCUGGUCAGGAGCUCGACAAGGACACCAAGUAGAGUGCACGCCUCGCCAGCCGCGUGCCACUCCGCCCGAAACCAUUGAUUGAAUCUGUGUAGAGUAAUUGGAGUGGUGUUCUAAUUUUAGCUCGUAAUUUAAUUCUUCGCGAUAGUGUCGCUUCCAUAGAAUUAAUCUGCUCUUUCUUCUGGAAGUCAUCAUUACACAGUAGGCGAUUGACUGGUGAGUUGAGUAUAGUUGAUAGUUACAAUUUUGAGUAGUUUUAGGAUGUUUUGUCCAAUUCCUUAUCUCAUUUCCUAGUUCAACUAGACUGUAAGGCAAAAAAAAAUAUUUUUAAAGCUGCAUCGGGAAAUGUAUUUCUUGGCUUUAUUUUUUAAUAUCCGACUAAAAACUUAAUGUUACUCCACAUUAUUCGACAACAGUGUAUUUUAACAGAGUGUUCUUGCCGUUCCUCUCUAAAUGGUGCUACACUGCAUUUGGUGGCGCGAUUAGAUACCGACUACAUUGCAGCUGUUUGUCCGAUUUUGCUGUCUGGAGUGUCUCGGAGCCGGUCGUCAGUUAUGUCGCCGCUUUCCGAAGACCAAGGCAAGAUACAAAAUUGGUUAUUGUUUUGUUAUUAUGAGUUGGUUAGCAUUUAGAGAACAUUGCCUCAUUAUUUUGAAUUGUGUCACCAUUGUGAAAAGUUGAACAGUGUUAAAUAAUAAUUCUAUUACAUGAAA
This is a messenger RNA of Frankliniella occidentalis (western flower thrips), 3394 nucleotides long. RefSeq names its product aromatic-L-amino-acid decarboxylase (gene Tdc2). The coding region runs from base 683 to 2716 and encodes 677 amino acids. NCBI's taxonomy places the organism in Eukaryota, Metazoa, Arthropoda, Insecta, Thysanoptera, Thripidae. Gene Ontology annotation, molecular function: pyridoxal phosphate binding; carboxy-lyase activity. Gene Ontology annotation, biological process: amino acid metabolic process. The transcript has 11 exons. The record is from RefSeq and is a predicted model, not a curated record.